AUGGGGCGGAGUGAGCCUCCAUUCCUCUAUGACCCUCCGUCGCAUCGCGGACCGCCCUCACCCAACAGGACAUUCAACCCCAAGGCUGUAACCCAGGAGUCGUGGGCACCGAGCCCGCCACAGUCCAAAAAAGAUGGCCCGCUGGUCAAUUUUAAUCAACAUCCAGAUUCGUUCGGGCUGAUUGCGACCGGAAGAAAUAUCAAAACUAUGAGCCCAAAGACAAAGCAAAGAGUGAAGCGUGCCAGAAUUACACAGCUGGUACUGAGAAUUCUCACCCUUAUUGGGGCUCUGGGUUUAUUAUUUUGUGUGAUUUGCAUCAAAGGAACAACGCUGACACUCGCAUGGAUGAUUAGAGUGCCCCCCUGUGUGUCAAUUGUGCAUACACUCUAUGGCAUUUAUCACCUCUUCCGAUCCUCGAAUGCCCGGACCCCCGCUUCAUCGGCAAGCUACAUGCUUUUUGCGGCGGUCCUGGACGCUGGCCUUAUUCCAUUAUACGUGUUCAUUGGAAUCGUUUCCAAUAUCGAGUAUGAACAGAAAUCUUACGGCUGGCAAACACUUUUUGGAACUGCAGAAGCAAGAGAGAAGAUCGUACAGACGUUAUUUCUUGCGUGUUCAACCGUUGGAGGUCUUCAUUUGAUUUCGCUGGGAAUAGAUCUUUACCUUGCGAUUAUGUUUCGAAAGAUAUCAAAACUGCCGCCAGAUAUGAACCCGCUGGAAGAUAAUCUGACAUCGCGAGGACCAAAGCGCCCGAGAUCCGAGAUCGCAGAGAAACACUUGAGUCAGAGCACAACCAAUUCCAUCGAAGAUAAUCGUCAUUCUCUUGCCAAAGAGCCCCUGAUAGCCAGCCGCACAGUCCCUUUUAUGCACACCAGGACUGACUCUGAAAGCACUCUUUCGGGCCCCGAGUUCCGAGGUGCAGAGAGCCCUAGGUCUUCAUAUUAUUCUGCCCACUCGCGAAUGCAUUCGCGAACGCAUUUGCCAAAUCGGCAAUUGCGCUCGAGCCAUGGAAACAAACCCAAUCCGGAUUUCUCGCAGUUGUCUGCCAUGAAGCACGCUGCCACCCCAUCCAGGCCUCAGUCCGCGAGGAUGAAUGCACCAUUACAGUUUGACAUUGCGGAACCUAAGGCACGAGAUCCCAGUGGCGUUUCGUCCUUGUCCGAUGAGAACUGGCAGGCCUACCCGUCUUCACCCCCGUCACCCGAUAUGUACCCAGUCGAUUCUGCCGGUGGAUUAUUGUCUGUUGCUAAUCGCGAAGGCACCCCAAUGAUACCAGAUGUUGAGUCCGAGAAAUUGGAAUACACUGAGCCCCAUGAUAGUAUUGCAAGAGGUGGUACAGUGAUACGGCACUACGAGGAGUAUGCAGCGCUUGCCAACAAUUAUGACACUCCCGAAAAUAUAUAUGAAGACAAUUAUGCCGAAAAUUUGUAUAACAGCAUCGAACUCGACCUAGGGAACCAUCAGUUAAUAGGCUAUGCUAAAGAUGAAAGAGACGAGCCAACUCGCCAUAUAACCUUCAACCCCUUGGAGAUGAAUCCACCAACGCCCAGACCAACAGAGCAAGAGUCAGUAAGGUCGACAAAUUCAAAAAGUAGUUUACGACGUAUCGCACUAGCAGAUAUACCAAAUCCACCUUCGGACAAUGGCCAAACAACCCCUGUUAAAGGCUUGAAGUUCAGAUCAUAUGGCGAUCUUGAGAGCGUCAAGGUCUCUCCCGCACAGCGUUCAGGAAGCUUCCGAGGCAAGAGCUCCGAUUUCACAACACCAAACAGCACUGAGAAAAAGGUCAAAACACGGUGGAGGCGUAAGACUGGCAUUUAUGAAUCCGUCAACAACGCCGAUGAGAGCGACCAUGACAGUGGGGAGGACAACAACAAACCAGAUCACAGAGAUAGCGAUCAUAAAGGCCGUGUUGUAAGCAACACAGGCAUCGACCUUGGUUUAGGGCCUGCAGGGUACGGCAAUUAUAUUGCUGGCCUGGGCGUCGGCCGUAGAAGGGAGGUGAGCGGCAAGAUGGCUGAGGAGGGUCGUGUCGGUAGCCUGAGUCCCAGCAAUGACAGCAGUACAGGAAUAGAGGGUGGAAAGAAAAUAACAAACGAUUAUCGGGCGGCGGGAUGGGCACGAUUUAAAGGCCUUUGA
Molecule: messenger RNA, 2136 nt
Organism: Ophidiomyces ophidiicola
Lineage: Eukaryota; Fungi; Ascomycota; Eurotiomycetes; Onygenales; Onygenaceae
Exons: 3
Coding region: 1-2136 (711 amino acids)
Source: RefSeq, a predicted model, not a curated record